Molecule: messenger RNA, 1336 nt
Organism: Sarcophilus harrisii (Tasmanian devil)
Lineage: Eukaryota; Metazoa; Chordata; Mammalia; Dasyuromorphia; Dasyuridae
Exons: 4
Coding region: 395-1084 (229 amino acids)
Source: RefSeq, a predicted model, not a curated record
AUCCAAGACCUCCAGUGAUUGUUUGUACAGAUAGACCCGGUGAUCCCUCUCUAGGAAUAAAGGGGCUCACUUUUUCCCACAAAAAAUCUGUCCCAGAGGGGGGCCACAAACAAGAGAGAGGCAGGGGGUAUGAUAUACUAAUGAGGUAUGAUGUAAGAGCUUGGUCAUAUAGAGAACAAUGUGAAAGGGCAUUAUGACAUUUGUAGCAUUCAGACUGUAGGGGGCAGUAAUGUUUGAAGCUGGCCCUCCCUCUGCAGUCGGCCUCUCCCACCCUGAGUAUUCUGGGAAAUUAGUCCCUCAAAGAGUUGCUUCCUUCCUCCACUGAAGCUGUGGCUGCCUGAUCCGAAGGACCCCAUCUCUCACCUUGAGUGGUACUGAUUCACUGGACAAGAACAUGGAAAACAACGAUCGAGGACUUCUUAGAGCAGCACCUGCAGACACAAGGCUUCAAACCGGGCCUGGCCAAGUCCAUCCAACUCGCCCGGGUGCUGCUCAGCCAGAGACACCCCAGGGUCCUCAAGCGGGUGGUGAACGUCCCCUCCGUCGUACACAUGGACUUUCAGAGGCACAGAAACUUCUCGCUGCACUCGCCCUAAAGCGGCGGCGGCCACGCCGGCCAGUUCAAGAAGAAAAACGCCAAGAAGAGCUCCAGGAGAGUGAUCUGGAAGAGGAGGGGGCAGCAGCAUCGGCCAUGGUCUCAGAAACAGCAGCUGAGCUGGGAGCCCAGACGCCUGACCCCGAACCUGAGCAUUUUCCAACUCAGAAAAUACCCUUCAAAGGGUACCGCUCGCGCUGGGGGGACAGCGGCUUCUACUACAAGUCUGGCCAGAAGCUGCCCUCGUUCAAGUCAAUUGAGCUGAAGGAUGACAAUCCCCAGGCCAUCAAGCAGGAGUUUGUGAAGGUCCGUCAGAAGGUGGACGCCCUGCUGAGCUGCCUGGAGAAGGGGCCCGACCCCGAGGCCGCCGAGAAGGCCAAAGGGGCUGAGGGCGGUGGCUCCCAGGCCACCCUCACCGACUUGAACCUGAAGACCGAUGACAGCAGCAGCAGCAGCAGCAUCAGCAGCAGCAACGGGAACUGGGCCUAGGGGGACAUGGAGGAUCGCGGCGAGAGGACCAGCCGGGCUGGCUCUAGGACAAUGGAGGGGCAGUGGUACUCCUCAGCUGGUGGGGCAGGGCCCCCCGGCCCCCCAGACCCUUGUCCUAGAGCCAGCCUCACCAGGUCCUCCCCCGAUACCUUCCCGUCCAUCUCACUGGUGUCCUCCAUCUUUGUCCCUCCCCUGAUCCCUCUGAUUGCAGAGGCCUGAGCCCCAUCAAAGAUCUUUGAGGAACUUGCGAAA